AUGAGCCGAAUGUUAAAUUUCGUCUCUCGCAGAUCAGCCAAAAUUGAGGAGCUACCUUUCAUAUCCGCCGAGGGGGUCAAGCAGCAGAAUGGAAAAGAAAACUCUAAAUUAUGGCUUGUUAUUGAUGAUAUAGUCUAUGAUUGUUCGACCUUUGCCCGUCAACAUCCUGGCGGGGAGGCGGUCCUUAAAAACUUCGGAGGUAAAGAUUGCUCUUGGCAAUAUCACAAAAUCCAUGGCAUGAACUCCAACAAAGCAAACAAGUUGCUGCCCAAGCUCAGGAUUGGCAGGACGAAAGCUGUGGAAAACCCAUACGAUAAGCCUAAAACAGACCAUGUUGAAUUCAUAAGAGUUUCCACUGGAUAUAAUUAA
Messenger RNA from Talaromyces proteolyticus, 369 nucleotides. RefSeq names its product cytochrome b5-like heme/steroid binding domain-containing protein. The transcript has 3 exons. The record is from RefSeq and is a predicted model, not a curated record. Gene Ontology annotation, molecular function: heme binding. NCBI's taxonomy places the organism in Eukaryota, Fungi, Ascomycota, Eurotiomycetes, Eurotiales, Trichocomaceae. Gene Ontology annotation, cellular component: intracellular membrane-bounded organelle; membrane. The coding region runs from base 1 to 369 and encodes 122 amino acids.